AUGGCUGGUGGAGGAUUUACCAAUGCUGGAGGCAAAAGGGCUCAUCUUUAUGAGUACAAGAUUACUAGCUUUUUCAUAUUUUCUUGCAUUGUCGGUGCCAUGGGUGGCUCUCUCUUCGGCUAUGAUCUUGGUGUUUCCGGUGGCGUGACGUCCAUGGAUGAUUUUCUGAAAGAGUUCUUCCCACGUGUUUAUGCAAACAAGCAUGCGCAUCUUAGUGAGACAGAUUAUUGUAAAUAUGACGAUCAGAUAUUGACAUUGUUUACUUCGUCUCUGUACUUUGCGGCCUUGGUUUCAACAUUUUUUGCUUCAAGUCUGACAAAGAACAAAGGUAGAAAAGCCAGCAUCAUCGUCGGAUCUAUAAGCUUCUUCAUCGGGGCUGUAAUCAAUGCCGCUGCAAUGAACAUCGCCAUGUUGCUCAUUGGCCGUAUCCUCCUCGGUGUCGGCAUCGGAUUUGGCAACCAAGCCGUUCCAUUGUAUCUUUCUGAAAUGUCUCCAGCUAAAGUACGAGGAGCAGUGAAUCAAUUAUUUCAGUUAACAACUUGUUUGGGAAUUCUGGUAGCAACCUUGGUGAACUAUGGCACGGAGCAACUACACCCAUGGGGAUGGAGAUUAUCUCUAGGUUUAGCCACAGUUCCUGCAACAUUAAUGUUCAUAGGAGGCAUGUUGUGCCCAGAGACACCAAAUAGCCUCGUGGAACAAGGCAGGAUGGAAGAAGCAAGAACCAUACUAGAGAAGAUCAGAGGAACCACUAACGUAGAUGCAGAAUUCGAAGAUAUGAUUGAGGCAAGCAGAGAAGCUCAGGCCAUAAAGAACCCAUUCCAGAACUUGUUGCUCAGAAGGAACAGACCUCAGCUUGUGAUUGGGGGGUUAGCUAUCCCGGCUUUCCAGCAGCUGACUGGGAAUAACUCAAUCCUCUUCUAUGCUCCUGUCAUCUUUCAGAGUUUAGGCUUUGGGAAUGGAGCUUCAUUAUAUUCUUCUGUUAUUACUAGUGUUGCCCUUGUCAUGGCUCCUCUCAUCUCAAUGGCUGUCGUCGACAAGUUUGGCAGAAGAGCAUUGUUCUUGGAAGCCGGUGCUGAAAUGUUAAUCUACUUGGUGGCAGUAGCAGUUGUUUUGGCAUUAGAGUUUGGUGAAGGGAAAGACUUGUCAAGAGGGACAAGUAUAUUUCUAGUGAUAGUGAUAUUCUUGUUUGUGUUGGCAUAUGGAAGAUCGUGGGGUCCAUUAGGUUGGCUAGUUCCGAGCGAGCUUUUCCCAUUAGAGAUAAGGUCGUCCGCACAGAGUGUGGUGGUGUGUGUGAAUAUGAUCUUCACAGCGCUAGUGGCACAGUUCUUCCUGAUGUCACUAUGCCAUCUCAGAUAUGGAAUAUUCUUGUUGUUCGGUGGGUUCAUUGUGAUCAUGAGCAUGUUCAUAUUAUUCUUUUUGCCAGAAACAAUGAAAGUUCCAAUUGAGGAGAUCUAUUUGCUAUUUCAAAACCACUGGUUCUGGAGAAGAUUUACUUUAGAAGAUCCAUCCCAGUCCUUCAAUAAUACUGCUUAG
Messenger RNA from Prosopis cineraria, 1533 nucleotides. RefSeq names its product sugar transport protein 14-like. Gene Ontology annotation, cellular component: membrane. The record is from RefSeq and is a predicted model, not a curated record. Gene Ontology annotation, molecular function: monosaccharide transmembrane transporter activity. Bases 1 to 1533 code for a protein of 510 amino acids. NCBI's taxonomy places the organism in Eukaryota, Viridiplantae, Streptophyta, Magnoliopsida, Fabales, Fabaceae. The transcript is spliced from 4 exons. Gene Ontology annotation, biological process: monosaccharide transmembrane transport.